Molecule: messenger RNA, 843 nt
Organism: Glycine soja
Lineage: Eukaryota; Viridiplantae; Streptophyta; Magnoliopsida; Fabales; Fabaceae
Exons: 2
Coding region: 71-553 (160 amino acids)
Source: RefSeq, a predicted model, not a curated record
UCUUUCGUUAGAGUUAUAAAUUAGAGGGUUAGCAAGAGAAAUUCACAAACCUAGUCCACAUUCUCAUACUAUGGAAGACGGUGGAAGCUUAGUUUCAGAAGAUGGAUCCAAAAUAGAAGAUACAACCUCAGAGAAAGUUGAGAAGGUGAAAGAAGAAGAAGAUAUUGGCAAAGAAGAGAGUGGUGGUGGCCUUAUCAACAACUUGGUUUCCACUUUGAUCACACCCUUGAGUCCAGGCAUUGGGAAAGCCACUGAAAAUGAAAGUGGUGCUGAUGCUGAUGAAGAUGAAGGAGAGAAUGAAGGAGGGAUCAUCAGCAAAAUGGUUUCUAAUUUCUUCCAUCAAAGUGAAGGUGAAGGUGUGGUGGAAGCUGAAGAGGACAAAGAACAAGAGGAGGAAAUCAUGGCUGGUGGUGAAAAAAUCAAACGGUUGAAGACAGAGAAUGGAGGCAUCAUUCAUAACAUCUUUUCUCAUUUACCUGCUUCAAUCCCAGAUGGUGCGGUUCCUACAGCUGAUGAGGCCACUUUUUUAAUUAACUCUCUUGUUCGUGACUAAGCAGAGCAAUUCUUCAACUCUUAGUGCACCAACAUGGAUUAUUUUGCACUGUGUCAAUGUAUUUAGUCAGUGUUCUUUUUUCUUAUUUUCCAAGAUUUUUUUGGCUGGUUUAUAGUAACGUAGUUCUUGUUUAUUCAGUAUGGAGUGUAACUCUAUAUAUACUCUUGCGCUAUGGUGCUUAAAAAUUGCAGUGCCUUGCGCCUCUCUUAGAAAUAACUGAAUACAACAUUGACUCUGAAAAACUAUGAGCCAUAAUGUUUAGAACAUGAUUUAAUGUUUUGUCUUUCUAA